Salvia miltiorrhiza (redroot sage) is the source of this 1128-nucleotide messenger RNA. RefSeq lists its product as uncharacterized. The transcript has a single exon. Bases 1 to 1128 code for a protein of 375 amino acids. The record is from RefSeq and is a predicted model, not a curated record. NCBI's taxonomy places the organism in Eukaryota, Viridiplantae, Streptophyta, Magnoliopsida, Lamiales, Lamiaceae.
AUGAUUUUGAGUUCUUAUGUGGAUUUAAGUGCGAGACGAGUAGGCCGCGACUUCCUGCAAAGCGUGAGGCCUCAUUCUCUGCGCCUUGAGGGGGAUGCGGAUUUGCCUGACUACAUGCUGCAAAGCAUUCCAAAAGAGGUCGAUAAAGUUCUAGAAGCUUCUAGAAGGCAGAAGCCUUGUAGCUUGAUUAAUUUCUUGCGCGAUUCAAGCUUCAAAGGCGUGGUUGAAUUCGACAGCCUUGGAGUUGCAAGCAUCCACGGAAAGGAGCCGAAGAACUGCUGGUCUCUCACUGUGGUUACUCUCACAAGCAUUGCAGCCGCGCUCCCUCACGUCGAGAAAAGCAAGGUCGAUCAGCUGGUGGAGGAUGUAAGAGACGGUCUCUUCUUCGUCAAGUUUGUGGUAGAGAGCUUCUACGCGAACGACGAGUGGAAGAACAUAAGGAAAGCUGCUGAUUUCUGGUUGAGAGUCGAGCUAUUCCGAAAAUGGCAAGAAAUCGACCUCGUUGAGAUCUCUUGUAGCAGUCCUAACUCCCAACACGCACUGCAGAAGCUAGCGUGUGAAAGUGAAAAAAUCGCGUCUGCUUUGAAAACAGACGUGCCUGAUUGCCCCAUGUUCAACCCUCAGAACUGGAAGCCCGAGAUCAUCGCCGCGAACUCAAUGUACAGGAUCAGCAGCAUGAUUUUGGACGGCUGUGAUGAGGAGAACGUGGUGGCGGAUGAGGAGCUGUUUGUUCGGUUAAGUAGAAUGAUUGGAGACAUUUUGGCGGCGUGCCUCAGCAAUUUAGGGCGGGUGAUAGACAAGAAGUGUCGCCUCAAAGCGAUUAAGGAGAGGGAGAGGAGCGUGCGUGAGGCUGCUCUACUCUUGGGAAGGAGUGAAGAGAUGCUCAAUUUUCUAGUGGAUCGCGAUCUGCCUGCGGGGUUGAAUCCGGAUCAUGUUGCUGCGUAUAUUGAGGAGUGGCGCAGCGCGAUGCUGCUGGAAAUGGAGGUGAUGAGUUCUGGUGCGAUCACACCGACGUUGUGCAUUGGCACGGGGUCAUCGGAGGGUAGAGGUAGCUGCUAUUCAAGUGGAGCGAUCAUGCUAAUGGAGCAUCUGCAGAGAAGUUUUCAGGCUAGGAAUCUUGAGUUUUGA